AUUUUUGUAUUGUACGUGCUGCAACUUGCAAGUCUAUUCAUUUGAAGGAGUCUUGAUUUUAAUAAAAUAUAUAAGUAGAAAAAUAUUAAAUAAGUCCACCUUUGAAAUUGUAAAAAGUGGUGUAUAGACUAUAGUGAACUUGUUCUUGUUCAAAAACAAUAUUCAUUAUUCCUGUUAGUUUCUAUUAUCAUUCAUGGGUAAUUCUGGGUUAAAACAACACUAUGAAACUGCGUCCAAAACAGGGGUUUUACAAUUAUCCAAUAGCAAACUAAAAGAAAUACCUCCAGAAGUGUUCAAUUUGUCUGAUCACUUGAGAAAUUUAGACCUAUCCAAAAAUAAAAUACCAGGCAUCCCCGAUGAUAUAAGUAAAUUUAAAUUUAUAAAACAGCUGAACUUAAGCAGCAACUCUAUUCAAAAUGUGCCCACUGCCUUGGCUAACCUCAAGAAAUUGGAAUUACUUAAUUUAUCAUGUAAUAACAUAGCCAGCCUUCCUGAUUCGUUUGAGAAUUUGAGCAACCUGAAACAGUUGUACUUGAAUAAUAACAAGUUUAAACUCUUUCCCAAGCAGAUACUUGAGCUGAAAAACUUAGAAGUUAUCGAUCUAUCUAAUAAUAAACUUGUAUCUUUACCCGAUGGAAUGUCAAAAUUAACAGCAGCAGAAAUGAAUCUAAGCCGAAAUGAAAUAUCGAGCCUGAGUGAAGACUUACAUGAAGCUCCGAAGCUAAAAAUUUUGAGAUUAGAAGAAAAUUGUUUAUCUUUGGAUGCAAUUAAACCGAGUCUGCUCAGGGACUCAAAAAUUCAUACAUUGAAUAUUGAUGGCAAUCUGUUUGAACCAAAGCAGUUAGCCUCUCUUGAAGGAUACAAUGAGUAUACAGAGAGAUACACAGCCAUGAAGAAGAAGAUGUUUUAAUAGAAAGCACCAACUUUUGAGAUUCUAAAUUAAUGUUCGCCAAAAUGUGUUUCAUCUUUUACACAAAAUGUUUGCAUAGUAAUUGGUGGUUGAUUUAGCAAUAAAAAGUUGCAUUAUGAAUUUUAUGUAAAACAACACAGUCUACAGAUAAUUAUGGCAAUUUGAAACAAUUUAUUUAAAGAAUGUAAAGAAAAGUAACUGUACAAUUAGUGUACAGUGUACACUCAUAAACCUCAUAACUAAAUAAGUAGAGCAAAAUAUUUUUGUGAUGUUAAUUAAUUUUCUAUAUUAUGUUAAA
Aricia agestis (brown argus) is the source of this 1208-nucleotide messenger RNA. Its product is annotated as leucine-rich repeat-containing protein 57-like. NCBI's taxonomy places the organism in Eukaryota, Metazoa, Arthropoda, Insecta, Lepidoptera, Lycaenidae. The coding region runs from base 194 to 910 and encodes 238 amino acids. The record is from RefSeq and is a predicted model, not a curated record. The transcript has a single exon. Gene Ontology annotation, molecular function: protein binding.